Molecule: messenger RNA, 294 nt
Organism: Naegleria gruberi
Lineage: Eukaryota; Heterolobosea; Eutetramitea; Acrasida; Naegleriidae
Exons: 1
Molecular function (GO): protein-disulfide reductase activity
Source: RefSeq, a predicted model, not a curated record
CUCCAAUCAUUCAAUGAAAUUAUCGGAAAUGAUCAAUUAGUAGUUGUGGACUAUAAAGCAGUGUGGUGCCCUCCUUGUCAGGCUUCAAAACCACUCUUCCAUAAACUUGCAGCUUCUAAACAAUAUGAAAAUGUAAAAUUCCUAGUUGUGGAUGUUGAUGAACAAGGCGAAAUAGCUCAUCAAGAAGGAAUUAGUGCCAUGCCAACAUUCAAAAUAUAUAGAAAUGGUAAAUUAUUAGAUACAAUGGUUGGAGCCAAUUUAUAUGGAGUAGAAUCUUUAAUAAUCAAACAUUUG